CUCACGCCCAUCGCGUCGCGCGCAGACUUCAACGCCUUGAUCGCUGGACCCAAGCCAGUCGUCGUUGAUUUCAUGGCGAGCUGGUGCGGCAAGUGUCGACAAAUCGCCCCGGAGGUCGACAAGCUCAUCGAUCAGUACCCGGAUGUCGUCUUCGCGAAAUUCGACACGGCGCACGCGGAUUUGGCGCCUCUCUCCAAGGAGUUGGGCAUCGAGGCCAUGCCGACUUUCAAGUUUUACAAGGACGGCAAAGAAGUCAACGAAGUGAUCGGUUACAAGCCUAAGCUCUUGCGCGACGCCGUU
This is a messenger RNA of Ostreococcus lucimarinus CCE9901, 300 nucleotides long. RefSeq lists its product with no specific name. The transcript has a single exon. Gene Ontology annotation, molecular function: protein-disulfide reductase activity. Lineage: Eukaryota; Viridiplantae; Chlorophyta; Mamiellophyceae; Mamiellales; Bathycoccaceae. The annotation marks the transcript as partial. The record is from RefSeq and is a predicted model, not a curated record.